CCACCUUCCGAUUGAAUGUUGUUUCAAACUCUCAACCUCGACUCCGACAACGCAAAACCAUGGCUAUCGAGGACUUUGACGAGCUGCCCCAUUACAACGGAUGGCUGUACGGGUCGCUGUGGCUGCUCUGCUUCCUUAUAGCGUAUCUGGUUCGAAAAGACAACGAGGCGGCCGUGCCGUAUAUCGUCGAUGCGCCGAACCAGGUUGAUGAAGGGUGGAAGGGCGAGGAGCUUGAUGAGCUGUCUCUGAAGGUGUCCGGAUCCUCCCUCAUCCAAUGCUACGCCCCCGCGACCGGCGAGUCCCUGGGCCGCAUCAACCCCUCCAGCGCUGCGUCCGUCGAUCGUGCUGUCGCAAAGGCCACAGAGGCUCAGAUCAAAUGGAGCGAGACUUCGUUUACAGAACGCCGCAAGGUUCUCAAGACUAUGCUCAAGUUCAUUCUCGAGAAUCAGGAGACGAUUGCGCGGGUCGCAUGUCUGGAUUCUGGCAAGACUAUGGUGGACGCGAGUUUAGGGGAGAUAUUGGUUACAGUGGAGAAGUUGAGAUGGGUUAUCAAGCAUGGCGAAGCGAGCUUGAAGAGUGAGAGGAGGCCGGGGAAUCUGUUGAUGAUGUAUAAGUGGCACGAGGUGAUCUGGGAACCGUUGGGUGUGGUGGCGGCUUGUGUGAGCUGGAAUUACCCCUUCCACAACCUUCUCUCUCCAGUCAUCGCCUCCAUCUUCGCCGGUAAUGCCAUCUUAGUCAAAGGCUCUGAAAACACUGCCUGGUCCUCGUCAUACUUCGCAUCCAUUGCGACCUCUGCCCUCGUGGCUUGCGGUCACAGUCCCGAUAUUGUGCAAUCCGUAAUAUGCUGGCCCAACGUCGCCGAACAUUUGACCUCUCACCCCGGAAUAUCGCACAUAACAUUUAUUGGGUCUCGUCCCGUGGCACACCAUGUAGCGGCCUCCGCGGCAAAGGCUCUGACACCAGUAUGCGUAGAGCUCGGUGGAAAGGAUCCAGCAAUUGUUCUCGACGACAUCUCCAACAGUGAUUUCAACCGCGUCUCAAGCAUUCUCAUGCGCGGCGUAUUCCAAUCCGCAGGGCAGAACUGCAUCGGCAUCGAGCGCGUCAUCGCCCUCCCCAAAGUCUACAACCGCUUCAUCGAAAAACUGACCCCACUCAUAAAAUCCCUCCGACCAGGCUCCAUUCUCAACGCCUCCCCAGAUGACGAACCAAUCGACGUGGGCGCCUGCAUCUCAGACGCCAACUUCACCGCCCUCGAAAACCUCAUCCAAGACGCCGUAUCCCAAGGUGCACGCCUCCUCUGCGGCGGCAAACGCUACACGCACCCAAAGUACCCAAAGGGCCACUACUUCACCCCAACCUUCAUCGCAGACGUCACCCCCGCCAUGGCAAUUGCGCAAACAGAGCUCUUCGCCCCCGUCUUCUGCCUCAUGCAGGCGCAAUCCGUCGACGACGCCAUCGCCAUCGCAAACAGCACCCCCUAUGCCCUCGGCGCCUCCGUCUACGGAUCUUCCACCGCAGACCUCGAACGCGUCGUCAAGGCCGUCAAAGCGGGUAUGGUCGCCGUCAACGACUUCGCCGUCACGUAUAUGGUGCAGCUUCCCUUUGGCGGAGUCAAAGGGAGCGGCUAUGGUCGCUUUGCGGGUAAAGAAGGAAUGAGGAGUCUGUGUAAUCAGAAGAGUAUCACGAGGGAUCGCUGGCCGGGGUUGAUCAAGACGAGUAUCCCGCCGCCCAUGGAUCUGCCGUUGAAGGGGAAGGAUGCGGGGAGGAAAGCGUGGGAGAUGGCGGUGGGGAUUGUCUGGUUUGGCUAUGGCGAUUUGAGGGGGAAGAUUAGGGGAAUUAAGGGGCUGAUGGGUUUGGGAGAGGGGAAAGGGAAGGAUAAAGAUGUGUGA
Periconia digitata is the source of this 1889-nucleotide messenger RNA. The record is from the annotation of a GenBank genome assembly. NCBI's taxonomy places the organism in Eukaryota, Fungi, Ascomycota, Dothideomycetes, Pleosporales, Periconiaceae.